AUGCACGCCCCCACCGUUCUCAUUCUCGCCCUUGGCGCCUUCGCCUCCGCCCAAAAGUUCAUAGACUUCCCCAACAGCUUGAAGUGCCAGACGGACGGAGCCGGCAAAGAAUUUGCCAACAUUACAAAGAUAGAUGCCCAGGAUGCUGUAAAAGGCCCCAACGGAAAUGUGAUUAACAACUCUGCCGCCGACGCCGCCUCUGGUAAAUGCGUCAAACUCUCUGGUGUUCCUUUUUACGCAGGCAGCGUGCCUGGUAAGGGAAGCAUCUACUUUGCUUACGACAAGGCACAGGAUACAUACUACUUCUGCUCGGCACAAGGAGCUGUGGAUAAUAAGUCAGGUUAUCCUGCUUCAUGCACGGAGAAUUAG
Messenger RNA from Colletotrichum orchidophilum, 369 nucleotides. RefSeq lists its product as uncharacterized. Lineage: Eukaryota; Fungi; Ascomycota; Sordariomycetes; Glomerellales; Glomerellaceae. The transcript has 2 exons. The record is from RefSeq and is a predicted model, not a curated record. The coding region runs from base 1 to 369 and encodes 122 amino acids.